Pomacea canaliculata is the source of this 4083-nucleotide messenger RNA. RefSeq names its product solute carrier family 26 member 10-like. Gene Ontology annotation, biological process: transmembrane transport. The record is from RefSeq and is a predicted model, not a curated record. Gene Ontology annotation, molecular function: sulfate transmembrane transporter activity; chloride transmembrane transporter activity; oxalate transmembrane transporter activity. Gene Ontology annotation, cellular component: membrane. Lineage: Eukaryota; Metazoa; Mollusca; Gastropoda; Architaenioglossa; Ampullariidae.
GCGGUUCUCUUGAGAUGUUUUGUUUCAUCAGAACCUUUUAUUGCGCUGAGACGAUUGUAACUAUGGAUUGCUUCAGGUGAAGAACCCAAUGUCCUGUUGUGAUUAACGAAGACUGUUGUUGUUUCUAGUAAUCGAAAACUCAGAAGCUUGCAAAUUUUAAUUUCUGGGAAAAAGAAUACAGGAGAACAUAAAAGAUCGAAGGAAUCACAAGUAAGCACCGUCUAGGAAGUAGGGGGUCUCUCUAGUCCUUGAGUCAGCUCUCGUCUCAGUUCGAGCUACCAGCAGAAGAAAAUGGCGAGCACAGUAGCUACAGACACACAGGUGGUUGUUCCUUCCUCCACAGUGAGGUCAGAUGACGGUCUCGUUCUCAUUCAUCGAGUGCCCAUGACACAGGUGGCCUUUGACGAAAUUCACCUCAAGAAGGAGAAGGACCCUACAGAACCUCUGAAGGACCGCAUCCGCAAACAAAUAUACUGCGACAAGCGGAGGACCUGGAAGAUUCUCAGCACCUACGUGCCUUCCAUCAGGUUUGCUCGCUACUACAAUAUCAGGGAAUACCUUCUAAAAGACUUCAUGGCUGGCAUCAGUGUCGGAAUCCUGCACAUACCGCAAGGUCUUGCUUUCGGGCUACUGGCCUCCCUUAAGAUCCAAGAUGGUCUCUUCACAUCCAUCUACCCAGUCAUCAUGUACCUCCUUUUCGGUACCUCACCUCACAUCUCGUUCGGAACAAGCGCAGUCAUCUGCAUUCUAGUAGCGGGUACGGUGGACAGGAUGGGAGCACAGUAUGCGGCUACUCGGCCGUGGCUGUUAAAUGUCACCGCAGCUGGAGGUAACGGAACUUUACCACUAGACCAGGUACCGGAGUACUUAGACUACAAAGAGUCUAUCUCGACUGGGUUGGCAUUUAUUACCGGGAUAAUGUUGCUGUGCAUGGGAUUCUUAAAGCUCGGCUUCAUCACCUACUACCUGUCUGACUCCUUCUUCACGGGCUUCACCUCCGCCGCUGCCGUGCACAUCGGGACCAGCCAGCUGUCCACCAUGCUGGGACUCACAAUCCCCAAGUUCCCUGGAGUGUACAAGGUUCCGUUGGCCUACAAGGCUAUGAUCGAAGUGAUUACAAAAAUCAACUGGGGGGCUGUUAUUAUCUCGAUUAUAGUCAUCGUCCUCGUUCACGUCGUCAAAGAAUAUGUCAAUGAACGUUUCAAACAUAAGCUGCCAGCCCCAAUUCCCAUCGAACUUUUCGUCGUCAUCUUCGUUACUGUCGCAUCGCACUUUGGUCACUUCAAACAGAACUUUGGAGUGGCUGUUAUCGGUAAAGUCCCCAACACCUUACCCCCUCCACGGGUGCCAACGGCAGCGCUUGCUGAAGCCUCCAAAUACUUCAGCGACUGUAUAGUACUGACCAUCCUCAUCUUUGCGUAUAGCAUUGCCCUCGGCAAGAUCUGCGCCAAGAAACAUAACUACGAGAUAAACGAUAAUCAGGAGCUGAUCGCGUACGGACUGGGGAACAUUAUUCCUUCCUUCUUUUAUUGCUUCCCGGCAUGCAUGGCACCACCUCGUACGAUGGUGGCCAGCACUAUGAACGCCAAGACGCCUCUUUCUGGCAUCGUCCCCGCGGUCAUCAUGAUAUUGUUUACACUCUUCAUCGGAGCUCUCUUCGAGCAGCUGCCGAAAGUCGGCUCUGGCGGCUAUUAUCUUUGUCUCCCUAAAAAAUCUCUUCGUACAGAUCUUGGAGUUCCGCACGUACUGGCGAUCAACAAGUAUGACUUUGCCAUCUGGUUCUUCACCUUCUUUUGCACGGUUUUCCUCGACAUCGACUUGGGUCUCUUCAUCGGGGUAGGGGUGUCGUUGGUCACUGUCGUCUUUCAGUCGCAGUCUUCCAGAGGGUUCCGUAUGGGCAAAACGCUGAAGGACACGGCCCUCGUGGAACACAAGCGGUACGCAGACUCCAGGGAGAUUCGCGGCCUCAAGAUAUUCCGUUUCCAGUCGUCACUGUACUUCGCCAACGCCGAGAUCUUCAGGAGCUUUCUUUACCGCAAAACCGUCAACCCUCGCAAGCUUCUCAAGUUUCUAAAGAAACGAGAACAAGCAUUGAAGAAGCAGCAAAAAGCAAGAGAGGCGGAAGGGAAAAUGGCGGACACUAAACCAGAUUACAUCAUGGCAGGGGACAGCAGCAUUCCAAGGGGGGCCUCUCUUCCUAGUCUGUCCGCGGCAGUAGAUUAUCAGACGUUCGGCUACCUGGGGUCGGCAGAGGCCAACAGAAGCACUGUGGCAUUGGCUCCAAAGAGAACUAUGUCGUCAAACAGCAUGGACAACCCAACGUUCGGCAUGGAGGCCAGCGGCUCGUUCCAGCGGCUGAAGGAGUCGCCUGUUAAUGGUUUGAACCACUCCGACUCCACUGCUUCCAUCGAAACCAACGUCGACACCGGAAGCCAUUCGACUCUUCCCACUGCCUCGACAUUCACCUUGGCUUUGAACGAGGAAGAGGUGGACGAGUAUGGUGAGGUCAUCAUCUCCGACGAGAAGCUGAAGAUGAUGCGCAAGAUCCACCACAUUAUCAUCGACUGCACGCCCAUCAACUACAUCGACGCCUCUGGUUGCAACGUCCUCUGAGCCACAUCUACACAGAGUACGGUCACGUGGGCAUCAAGGUCUUCCUGGCCGGCUUCUCCUCCGACAUGCGGCGGUCGUUGCAGCACGCAGGCGUCUUCGACAAGAUCCCCCAGGACAACUUCUUCUUCCAGCUCGAGGACGCUGUGGCUGUGGCCAAGAAACACAAGGUGGCGUCUCUGUCCCCAAAGAACUUGGAGGACUACUCUGAUGACGAGGCGGCAGAGGGUUCAUUUAUGACGAAGAUGUAAUCUUCAGAAAAUAUUUGAUGCUCAUCCGCAUCGUGCCUUCACAAUCAUGAAAAGCAACUAUUGAACUGUGACCUUAGUAUUUUUAAGAGCACACACUUAAGUUUUAGCAUCUCUGUGAAUCACUGUUCUGCCUAAAAAACUUGCAGAUUGUGGAUCAGAAAAUAUAUUGGUAAUAUUGUGUUUUGUAUCUAUAUAUUUUGUAUAUAUGUAAGUAUGUAGUGUAAUAGCCUAUGUUCAGUGAUGAUAGCAUGUUAUAUAACAGAGUUAAGUAAAGGAUGCUGUAUGAUGUUGCUCAAGCUACAUUGUAUACACAUUUAAUGAGUAAAAGUAUACUACUCGUUGUUCGCCGGGACAUUUAAUCAUUUUAUUGAAUACUGAGCUGUGUUUUACGAUCAUUUCUCUUUAUUUGCUUCAAUAUUCACUUCCUCAGCUUCCUACUACACGACAUCAUCUAUCUCCAUUCUCGCAGCCUUAUUGCCAGUUUCAUCUUCACCUCCAUCUCGUCUACCACCCACUUUUUCUCGAUCUCGUCUUUCUCUUCACUUUGCUCUAAGUCCAAGGAUGCAUGUUCGCGGUUUUUCGUGUCUUCAUUUACCUGAUUUUGUUCCUCAUUUAUGCAAUAAAUAAAGUAUAUUGUCAAUUUGUUUCCUUAAUACACACAUUUCUCUUAGCUCUCAUCUUGAUGUAUAUCUUUUAGGAAGAGAGGAGCUAGGUUAUUCAAGACAUGUUAUGUCAUGUCAUGCCAUAAGAGAUGACUAAAGGAUGCAUGUAGCUCAUCUCCUUCCCUUAGUGAUGACCCCAUAAAGGCAUGUAUAAAGACAAUCCAGAUUUAUGAUUGAAUCUCAUGGGAUGCAGAAGGUUUACUGAGUCAGAGUAAAUACAAACAAUAAUAGUUUGCUUUAAUAGUUUUUAAAAUAUCCUGUUCCACCAAUAUGGAAGCAAUAUUUCUCGUCAUGAGACGAAUUCUGUGAAGAAAUUUCCGUACUUGUUAAUAAAAAGACGAAAAGAAGUAUUAUUUAUCAUCACAUUAUGUGUGACUUUUACUAAAGACGUUUGUGGUUGAAUUCUGUAUUUUAACUGAGGCUUUACAAUAGGUUUAUGAUUGUAUAUUAUCCCUAGACAUGUUUACAGAUAUAUGAUUUAAUGUAAGUUGUUUAUUUUGUCAAAGCGAUUUGUGUUACAGAUGACAAACAUAAAAAUAAAAACGUUUGUCUUAACCGUU